This is a messenger RNA of Archocentrus centrarchus (flier cichlid), 3531 nucleotides long. RefSeq names its product RAS guanyl-releasing protein 1. Gene Ontology annotation, biological process: Ras protein signal transduction. The coding region runs from base 107 to 2509 and encodes 800 amino acids. NCBI's taxonomy places the organism in Eukaryota, Metazoa, Chordata, Actinopteri, Cichliformes, Cichlidae. Gene Ontology annotation, cellular component: plasma membrane. The record is from RefSeq and is a predicted model, not a curated record. The transcript is spliced from 17 exons. Gene Ontology annotation, molecular function: calcium ion binding; guanyl-nucleotide exchange factor activity.
CACUCGCAGACAGGCUGGGUGAAUCUUAAUUGUGUAACGCUCAUUGACGAGUCAGCACAAUGCUUCUGAGACCGCGGAGGCGCACCGAGCCGAGCAGAGCGAUGUAAUGCUCCCAUCGAGGAGGACACAGAUGGACAGCCUAGUUCAGCCGCUCGUCGCCCAGUACCUCGCCAUGGGAUGUCAGUCAAAAGAAAACCAAAACGAAAGUAUAGCAUCGGAAGAAAAGGGCAGAGACGAAGCGAGAGUGACUCAAGGAUGCACCUCCAGGUCUAGAGUUUCUCCUCCAGGCCGGCCUCACAGGUUCCACAAACCCAGCCCGGCCCAUACCGCCCCGAGUAAAUCAGCAAUGCCUCUGGGACACCUCACCAAGGGCGCAAGCUGGGAGGAGCUCAUCCAGGCCUGCCUGCAGUCCUUUGACGCAAACGGUUGCGUUAACGGGAACGGCCACUUGCUGAACAUCACCCUGACCAUGCACCGUCAGCUCAUCUCCUCCGGUGAUCUGCUGGACAAACUUGUCUCUUUAUUUAAAACAGCAGUAGAGAGUGAGCAGCAAGCAGAGUGCCAGAGGAUAUGCUACCUCAUCAGGCAUUGGAUCCAGGAAUUCUGGAUGAUGUUCCGGUUGCACCACAGCUUGUCAGACAGCCUGGAUGAGUUUCGGGAUCUGAUCCGAGAGCACGGACAGGAGCGACUUUGCUCUCUCCUAGAGACCAAAUGGAUAACUGAACGUGACUGGUCCUGGAAAGCCAGCCAGAAGAUUAAAGCUAACUGCAGUAAAAAGAGGAAGGUUUCUCUCCUUUUUGACCACCUGGAGCCCAUUGAGUUGGCUGAGCAUCUCACCUACCUUGAAUUUAAAUCCUUUUGCAGAAUAUCAUUUGUAGACUAUCAGAAUUACAUCCGCAGCUGCUGCAUGAAGGACAUCCCCGUGAUGGAGCGUUCCAUCGCUCUGUGUAAUGGUGUCUCCCAGUGGGUUCAGCUGAUGGUGCUGAGCCGGCCAACCGCUCAGCUGAGAGCUGAGGUUUUCACUAAGUUUAUCCACGUUGCACAGAGUCUACACCUUAUGCACAACUACAACACACUAAUGGCAGUGGUGGGAGGGCUAUGUCACAGCUCAAUUUCCAGACUGAAAGACACCACGUCACAUGUACCGAGUGAAGUCACUAAGGUACUAAACGAGAUGACAGACCUGCUGUCCUCCUGCAGAAAUUAUGACAACUACAGACAAGCUUACAACAAAUGUACAGGUUUUAAAAUCCCCAUCCUGGGUGUCCACCUCAAAGACCUGAUUUCAGUCAACGAGGCCAUGUCGGAUUACGUUGAGGACAACAAGGUGAAUGUCCAGAAGCUCCAGGCUCUCUACAACCAUAUUAACGAGCUGAUCCAGCUCCAGCAGAUCCCACCCAGACUGGAUGCUAACAAGGACCUCGUUCACCUGUUGACGCUAUCCUUGGAUCUUUACUACACUGAGGAUGAGAUUUAUGAACUGUCUUAUGCACGAGAACCCAAGAACUGCAAAGCACCUCCAGCCACUCCUUCUAGACCUCCUGUGUUUGUGGACUGGGCAUCAGGAGUGGCUCCUAAACCUGAUCCUCGAACCAUCAGCAAACACGUGCAGAGAAUGGUCGACUCCGUGUUUAAGAACUACGAUCACGAUGAGAACGGCUUCAUCUCUCAGGAGGACUUUGAGAAAAUUGCUGCUAGCUUUCCUUUUUCCUUCUGUGUCAUGGACAAAGAGAAGGAAGGCCAAGUGAGCAGAGAGGAGAUCACAGCUUAUUUCAUGCGGGCCAGCGUCAUCUGCUCCAAACUGGGCCUCGGCUUCGUCCACAACUUCCAGGAGACCACAUACAUGAAGCCCACCUUCUGUGACAACUGCUCAGGAUUUUUGUGGGGCGUCAUCAAGCAAGGCUACAGAUGCAAAGACUGCGGGAUGAACUGCCACAAGCUGUGCAAGGACCAGGUGGCGUUUGAGUGCAAGAAGAACCCCAAAGUGACCAACGCCAAUGACAGUCCAACACCGAGCUCCACGCCGGUCGCCACAGGCACUUCAGAGGGUUCAGAAGAAUGUCCUUUCCCCUACCCGCCAGACGACAGGAAAGACUGGAGCCCAGACUCUCCAGUCACUUCCAGUUCGAGGCCUCGGAGAGUCCAUAGCUACACCCAGACAGAUGGACCCGAAGUAUUCCCCACUGCAGCUGAGGCCAGCCGCCUUCACCCUUCUCUCCAAGUUCCAGCAACACCCAACGUCACCUCAUGUCCCAGCCCGGUGCCCCAGAGGAAACAGCGACACUGUGCCAAGUGGGAAAACAGAGCGUCUGUUGUGCAAAAGCCUAAAGAGCCAGAGGAGGAGAGCAAACCUACCUAUGAAUGUCUGGAACUGGAGAACCAGAGGCUGCAUAAAGCUAAUGAGACACUACGUAAGAAACUAAAAGAGGCUGAGCGGGAGGUGGAGAUACUAAAGACACUCCUGAAGAGGCACGCUCUCCACCCAGUGGAGGAGGACUCCUCCUCUUAGACUCAUAUGUACACUGAAGCUUCACCAGGGGGGACUGGUGCUGCGUCCAUGUGGCACCAGGUAUAAAUCCUAAUUUAUUGAUCAUGAACAGUGCAAGUAUUUUAUCAGUAUAAUGAGAUGAGAAUAACAUGAUGUAAAGUGGAAUACAUUGCACUAAGUUGUUUUAAUUAAGAAAUCAGUGUGUCAUCAAUAAUAAGGUCAAGGAAAUCUGUUCAGGUGGGUGUGGCUAAAAGCAGCUAACAACUUUGUUAAAAAACAAUACACAUUUAUCUAAAUUACUUUAUAGUGGGAAGAUAGUAUUUUUUUUUUUUUUUAAUCGAAUGAGGAUGAGGCCGUUUAAUGUUUUCAGCAGCUCAUUAGCUUGAGCAUUGCUUACUUUAUUUAGCCAAUCCUUUAAAAAAAAGGACUUGCAUUUAAAAGUAUGCAAACAGAAGACAUCAUUUGAAUGAAGGAAUGCAGUAUUUUUAGAGUGGAAAAAAAAAGUGCAGAAUGUGUUUGAUCAAUUCUUGAUCAGUUAAUGAGCUUAGCUAUUUAUGUUAAACAUAAAAUGGAAAUCCAGGGCUGCGGUAUAAUGUAAGCAGCAAAAAGAGUCUUUGAAAGGUGUGUGGUAGGCAGGUUGUUGUCGUUACCGGCAAUGACAGGAGCCCACUGAACUUAUAGCAGCAGAAUGAAAGUUGUACAGACAUGCUUUCUAUCAUUGUCCCUGCUUAAUGCACAACAUGCUUCUGUCAAUAUUUAUUGUGUGAAACACUACACAGUUCAUAUGAACAGCGAGAUAUUUGAACAUUUUGUACAGUAUGGUGGUACUUUCACCGAGUUAUUUAUGCUUAUGUUGGCUUCAUAUGAUACUAAAAAAAAUGUAUCGUGCAGCCAUGCUAUUUUGAUGUAUCGUGGCCCAUUGUAGGAGUGUAGUACUGUGAGUUAUGUGUUUGUAAUGUGUGUAAUGUACUGUAAAUAUAAAGUAUACACAGUGCCAUCGUACUCAUGUCAAGGUUCAUUCCCUUUCUCAGUAUUGUUCUCUU